Fukomys damarensis (Damara mole-rat) is the source of this 954-nucleotide messenger RNA. Its product is annotated as olfactory receptor 2W1. The record is from RefSeq and is a predicted model, not a curated record. Gene Ontology annotation, cellular component: membrane. Gene Ontology annotation, molecular function: G protein-coupled receptor activity; olfactory receptor activity. Gene Ontology annotation, biological process: G protein-coupled receptor signaling pathway. The transcript has a single exon. The coding region runs from base 1 to 954 and encodes 317 amino acids. Lineage: Eukaryota; Metazoa; Chordata; Mammalia; Rodentia; Bathyergidae.
AUGGACCACAGCAACUAUAGUUCUUUCCAUGGUUUCAUUCUUCUUGGAUUCUCUGACCAUCCCAACCUGGAGAUGAUCCUGUCUGGAGUCAUUGCUGUCUUCUAUCUUAUCACACUGGUGGGUAACUCAACCAUUAUUCUUGCAUGUCACCUGGAUUCCCACCUCCACACACCAAUGUACUUUUUUCUCAGGAAAUUAUCUUUCCUAGACCUGUGUUUUACAUCCAGCAUAGUCCCUCAGAUGCUGGUGAACCUGUGGGGACCUGAGAAGACCAUCAGCUAUGCAGGCUGCAUCAUUCAGCUCUAUGUUUACAUGUGGCUGGGCUCUGUUGAGUGCCUUCUACUGGCUAUUAUGUCCUAUGACCGAUUCACAGCAGUCUGCAAGCCCCUGCAUUACUUGGUAAUCAUGAGCCCAAAUCUGUGCCUCAGGAUGAUUAUAAUGGCCUGGAGUAUUAGUCUGGCCAAUUCUGUGGUGCUGUGUACACUGACCCUGAAUUUGCCUAGAUGUGGAAACAAGCUUCUGGAUCACUUCCUGUGUGAGUUGCCAGCUAUGAUAAAGAUAGCUUGUGUAGACACCACAACAGUUGAAAUGUCUGUUUUUGCCUUGGGCAUUGUCAUUGUCCUCACACCCCUGACGUUUAUUCUUAUUUCCUAUGGCUACAUUGUCAAAGCUGUGAUAAGGAUGAAGUCAAAAGCAGGACAAAGAAAAGCAAUGAAUACCUGUGGAUCCCAUCUCACUGUGGUAUCCAUAUUCUACGGAACAAUUAUCUACAUGUACCUGCAGCCAGGUAGCAGUGCCUCCAAAGACCAGGGCAAGUUCCUUACCCUCUUUUACACCAUAGUCACUCCAAGCCUCAAUCCCCUCAUUUACACCCUGAGGAAUAAGGACAUGAAGGGAGCACUGAAGAAACUGUUGGGCUCUCACCAUGAAUCUGCAAAAGGGAAGAGGAGUUGA